AUGGAAGCUGUGACGAUGGCAUCCCCGUUACCGACGUCUGAAUCAGAGGUAUCGGCGGAGCCGGCCGCCCUUGUAUGGUGCUACGAGGGGUGUAUGAAGUCGGAGCAGCAGAACAAGCGGGCAGAAUUGCAGAGCAUUGCGUGCAGCUGCGGCUGCCGAUGCUUGUUCUACAAAAAGGCCAUUGGCUUCCUGAGGUGGAUGGAGCGCAAGACGCGUGGAGCCAUCAUUCUCAUUGUGGACUGGCGUGAGGUGAAGCCCAUCGCCGACGGACUCUCCCCUCUGCAGCUGCAG
This is a messenger RNA of Symbiodinium necroappetens, 291 nucleotides long. Lineage: Eukaryota; Dinophyceae; Suessiales; Symbiodiniaceae. The record is from the annotation of a GenBank genome assembly.